Molecule: messenger RNA, 687 nt
Organism: Adineta ricciae
Lineage: Eukaryota; Metazoa; Rotifera; Eurotatoria; Adinetida; Adinetidae
Source: the annotation of a GenBank genome assembly
AUGAACUCUUCUGUAUCGAUUUGUGUUGCUAAUUUUUAUUAUCCUAUUGUUGAAGUUUACAAUCGAGUCAGUACUCUUAUCCAUUAUAUAAUGCCAUUUGCUAUUCAAGUCACUUGUACUAUCUUGCUUCUCAUUCUUACUGCACGUAGUCGAAGUAGAACAAUGACUACAGGUCAGAACACAUUUCGACAAGUAUUUACAAAGCAAUUAUCUCCUCAGAAGGAACUGUUUGUUACUCCAACGGUUAUCAUUUUUUCUGCACUCCCACAAACAAUUCUUACAUUCAGUUUAGCUUGCACACAAUUGUCCGGUUGGAAACGGCACACACUUUUAACUGCCAUUCUUCUGACUUAUAUGCCACAAGUGCUUGGUUUCAUUCUGUAUGUUCUACCUUCACGAACAUACACGAAAGAAGAUUUUCAAAACGGCCGUAAACACUGGCAAUACCAAAGUGGGAACGAGAAAAACUUAAACUCACACGAAAAAUAUCGCUCUAACAUAUUUUUUAUUCUCCUUGAUAAUGAGUCUAGCAAACGACGACACGUUUCAAUCUUUGCUAAAGAGAGAAAAUUAUCGUCAUAUUUCUUAUGUGUAUCGGGAUGUGCUAAAAGUCAGAAAAAUGAUGAAACAUCAUGCAGUAUAGUUUUCCUGUUCAUCUUUGUUUCAAUUCUCAAGUCUCGAAACUAA